AUGCAUUUCUCCAACAGUGUUAUCGCUGUCACAGCUUCCCUUGUGUCUCUUGGUCUCGCUGCUGAUCCUCUCUCCUUUACUUCCUGGCCCAAGGAUCCCCUUCAACCUGGCAAGCCGAUUACCCUCACAUGGAUUGGUGCUGAUCCUGAUCUGCCUGUGACCAUUCUUCUCCGUCACGGUUCUUCAGGUGACCUGCAGGAUGUCAAGCCCAUUACUACCUCUAGCAAGGGCGGCACCUUCACCUGGACUCCUGACAACGAUGUCAAAAGUGGCGACACAUAUGCCUUCCAGAUCACACAGAAAGACCAGACCAACUACACCGCUCUGCUGAAGUCGGCUGGCAAGCCCGGCGCUGAUAUCCCCCAGGCUAAGGAUACCAACUCCGAAACUGGCACUGCGGCUACUACUGCUGCAGCCACAGGCACCACCACAGGCACCAGUACUGGUACUACUACCGGUACCACCACCGACGCUACCACCGGCACUACCGACACUACUUCCACCCCUCACACUCAGACCACAGGCGGUACUACCGAGGCAACCCAAGCAACCCAGACCACAGGGACUAGCACUGCUAGUAAGGCCCUCAUUAGCUCUGCUGCCAAUCCCUCUGGCAGCCCUUCUAGCUCUGCUGCUGCUAGCUCAACCGAUAGCUUGAAAGCUACCGGCACCGAGGUUGUCAAUGGCAGGGAAGCAUCUUCCACUGGAAGCAUGCAGACCGGCGCUGCGUCCAUUCCGCAAUACUCUGUACAAUUGGUAAUGGGUAUUGCCGGUCUUUUGGCCUACCUUGUCUAG
Molecule: messenger RNA, 795 nt
Organism: Penicillium expansum
Lineage: Eukaryota; Fungi; Ascomycota; Eurotiomycetes; Eurotiales; Aspergillaceae
Product: GPI anchored serine-threonine rich family protein
Exons: 2
Coding region: 1-795 (264 amino acids)
Source: RefSeq, a predicted model, not a curated record